UGUGACCCUGAUCAGCCCCUCAAACCUCAGAUUGUUCGGAGUUUACACGGCAGGAAUACAAGCUCGCCAAGUGGUAACUAAUGUCGCAUAGUCGCUGGUGUAUUUCUCAGGACGUUACGUAGCAUGAAGUCUGGAGUGAACCGGCUCUUUAAAGAAAUAAAUGAAAUGAUAUCAGAAUGAAUAUUUGUUUGCAUUUGAAGCAACACUGUAAUCUUUUUAACCUUAUGGUUUUCACACCCAUCAUACUGCACCAUGCUUGUUCUGCUCGCUGCAAAUUCUUUUCUACGCCUCCGCCUCUUUUUUUUUUGUUUGUUUUUUUGUUUUUUUUUUCGGUUUUCAGCUCACAGAAUUUUGCACGUCUUCACCUUUUGUUUUUAAUGUUCUUGUUCAGAGAUAUCCAGGAAAAAAAAACAACAACAUCUUAAUCCUGUUAAAUGAAUUUGAACUGUUGAAGAUGUCCAUGGGAAAUCCAUAUUAAGGCAUAACGUCAUAUUUAAUGUCUAGUUUUUCAUUUAAAACGUAUUAUACUGUACAUGUUUUUAGAUUUGGACAGAUUGUUACUGUGGUUUUCCAUCGGUUGCUGUGGAAAUAUUUUGGCCCACUGUAGCAGGUUUUGUUAAUGUACUGUAGUUUGAAUUUUUUUGAGGGUCCCCCCCCACCCCCUUAUCGAGCAUUUUCAAAUUUCAUAGCAUUAAAAAAAAACAAAGCAAAACGCCCCCAUUUACCAGUAGAAUUUCAAUGAAACGCACGCUGCUGUUUACACAAUGUACUUCUAGAAACAUCUAGAACAUUACAUAAGUAACUAUGUCAUAGGUUAUAGAUUUUGGUUUGUGGUGUUUAUUUCUUAUUUAUCUUAUCUGUCUGUGCCUUUUGCUCUGUGGUCUGAACGAAACUCGAGUAGAAAUGCCCGACACGUUUCAUAUUCAUCUUCUGAAGCGUUUUCUCUUGCUUUUGUUGAUGAUAUUGCAUAAAGAAAUCGAGUCUCGGCUGUUGUGUUUCACCGUUAGUCCACUUAGACUAAAUGUCGUAUCUAAAGUUUGCUUCUUCUGUUUUAAGCUAAAGCUACGAGGCUAAAGUAGCUAACAAACGGAAUCGCCAUUGGCUUAAAUUGCCGUUUGGCUCAGUAACACCAACGUGCAUGGAGUUUUAUUUGACAAAAAUGAAAUCUCAUAUGAAUUACUUCCAGCUUCACGAUGGCCGAAUUGUUGUAUUUUUUUUAAAAAAAUAUAUUGUUUGUUUGAAGCUCUGAAUCUCUAGCGUCCAUUUUGUCUACUGUUCCAGUCAGCAGUGUCUGAGAUACUGAACGACUCGAUGAUUUAGACAUGCAGUUCGCACGAUGCUAAAUUGGUAGCUGGGAUUCUGUUACUUGUUAACUGUAUAAUCCUCUGCAAAACUAAAGAAGCAAACAUCAGACGCCAAAUAUGUCUUUUUAUCCAUCGACUACAUUUUGGUCUCGAAGGAAAAAUCAUGUGAGUUUCAUUGUUUUCUUUUUUUUUUUUUCUUUUUUUUUUUUGGAUGAACUAUUCCAUUAAAAGUUUAAACCUGAAAACCUACUUUUUAAUGACAGAAAUUGUGGUUGCAUGUUGAAAUUGUAUCAUGUGUGCGCAGUUCUUUCCGUAAUUUAAGCUUCCUUCUUUCGGUAUUAUCAGAGGGUGCCAAUAAUUCUGUAUUUAAUGAAACAUUGUUUGAUUAAAGAUGUUUUAUCAUUGAUAUAUUGUGGAAUUGUCUUACUGUGUGUCUUAAUUGUUUCAUUUUCUAAAACGUGUGUGUGUGUGUGUUUCUCCACCUCUUCUCUCACUGAUACUGAUACUGAUUCCAACAAGGCCCAUUUUUCUCUGUAGCCACCUGAUAAAGCUGAUAAUAAUGUUGCACCACCUACAUGUUUUUAAAAUAAAAUAUGCGCUCACUGGUUUCUCCUUACACUGGGAACACUGACAUUUAUAGCACAGUGCAGUAAAGGGGGGGAAAAAUAAAAGCUACAAAAUAUGGUCUAAAUUACAGUUCUGUGAGGGGGAGAAAAAAAAACUACCAUUUCACACAAUAUUCAAAAUAGCAUCGGUUACGUAGUUUAAGAAACCGGGGAAUACUAUUAACGUCUUGUACUGUAGUUUUAAAUAAUUCAAGAGGAACUUUUUCACUUGUUAUUUCCAGGGAAAGUCUGAGCGUGUGUGUGUGUGUGUGUGUUUCCUAUUUUUGUUUUGUUUAAAACUGUUCACUAGACUCACCUUUAAAUAAAAAAAUGUAAAAAAGUACCAGUCAACGUGUACAGUACAGUGCAUACCAAAACCACUCGUCACAGUGGUGUAAAUAUUUACAUUUACAAUUACAUCAGAUCAGGGAUUUCAAAUGAUAUUUAGCUGUGUACAUUUUUAGAUAUGUGUCAUACAGUGACAAAGCAAGUCGAUUUUAGAUCCUUUAUUGACUCCGCAAUGCUGUUUCACAGUCUGUACAGGAUUUCGCAGAGGGUUUUUUUUUUUUUUUUUUGUGAUUGUUGCGGCCAAAGAUGCUGGAGCUUUUAUUUAUUUAUUUUUUUUUCAAAAUUUUUUGGUGCUUUUUUGUUUUUGCCGAAAACUACACGAAUCAGCAAAAUCGCAGUCGCACGAAAUGAUUUAACGCGGUCUUUCACGGCGAUGUUUGUCGGGAAACGAGAACUUUUAGCCGUAAUCGUGUUCGACGCACGUGAAGUGGAGAGGGCGUCGGCUGAACGCGUGACGUCAACGUAAAAAGUGUGAUUUCUGCGAUCGCAAAAUCGCUAAAUCCUGGCGGGACUGAUCUGAGAAUGAGUCGACUCUUUUAGGUGAGAGUUGAAAUCCAAAUCACACGAGCCAAAUGUUUUUUUUCCCCCUUCAUUUUAAAUUUUUUUUGUAAAUGUAAACAAUGUCAUUACUUUCGCAGUGCAACUUCGUCAAAAUACUUUCGUUAUUAGUUAUCAGGAUAAAUAGCAAUGAAUCUUCUUAAUGAAGUGCAAUAACAUUAAUGCAUGGAUUCUUACACAUUUAUAAUGCCUUGUUGAACUUUUAUAAAAUGCAGUGUGUUGAUUGAUUGAUUGAUUGAUUGAUUGAUUUUAAAUGGCAUUGAGCCAUUUGAGAGCUGAAAGAGUCGACUCUUAUUGGGGAGCUGAGUCAAAUGAUUUGACUCACUGAAAAGAGCUGGAAUCCCCAUUACUAGCUGUAACUCUGCUGCAGAAAUACGGGAGAGAGAGAGAAAAAAACUCCUCGGUUGCUGAAAUAAAGUUAAGGAAAUGAUGUGUAGCUGUGACUGUGCUUUGAUAAUGAAAUGCCCCGCCCACCCAAUCUCCAUAUGGCAACGCCCCGCCCACCGGCUCUCUGCACUGUUUGUAGUUGCCGCUAUAGUUUCUGUCACUUGCAGCAACUUGAAUGCUGGAGGCAAGUCGACCCUGAGAGAUUUAUUUUAUUUUUUUUUCUAUGCAAAAUUUAUUUAUUUUAUUUUUUCCCCCCAUCUAGCUCGCACCAGGAACUUUAGGAUCAAUAUCAUUUAUAGUCUAACUUCUUACCAACUUUUUUGGUUGUUGUUAUAGCUGGUAGUGAAGAAUGCGUCAGAAAGAACGAGGAAACGGACAGACUUCAUUAGUAAACUCAUGCAAAUGAGCCGAAAUAUAGGCAAACUUCAGCGAAAAAACAGAAACGGCUUUUAUUGUUUAUAUAUUUAGUGUAAUUUUUUAUUUUAAUUUUUUUUUUUUUUUUUUUACAUUUUUGGACUCUCUCAGGUUUAUAGCCUAUGUUUUUCCAAGCGGAACUGUAACUGCAGGAUCACAUCAUGUCAUCAUCAUCAUCAUCAUCAUCAUCAUCAUGCAACUCGACUCAUCAUCAACAGCAACAGCGGACUAAAGGCAGCACGGGAUCCCCCACCAUCUCAUCAUCAUCAUCUUCAUCUUCAUCAUCAUCAUCUUCACCAUCAGUCGUUAACGGCGCGAGCCGGUUGCUGCAGCCAGUCCGUGCCACGGUGCCGUACCAGCUAAUUCGCGGGAGCCGCCGCUCCUCUCCCUCCUCUUCCUCCUUCUCCUCCUCCUCCUCUUCCUCGUGUGCGUCAGCCGGGGGCGACGUCGCAGCACCGAGAGCGCCCGGUGCCGCCGCCGCGAGCCCGACGCGAGUAGUGACGCCGCUCGCGCGCCCGCCUGGAAACGGAAGCGGCCACGGCUCCGCGGACUGCGCCGCCGGGCUGAUCGCGCGCUCCCCGCCGCCUGACCGCAAGGGCUCACCGGAGCGGCGCACCGAUUCACCUGCUAUCCGAGUUGAAAGGCCAAAAGGCCAGCAGGUGUGGAUCAGACGCACUUCCUCUCUAGGUGCCAUCACCGCCCCCUACCUGACCGGCCAGUGGCCCCGUGACCCCUACGUGCUCUACCCAUCGUGCAUGAAAGACAAAUCCACACAGACUCCUGGAUGCUGGAGUGAAGACUCAUCCGAGGGAGAGCUGAGGAACACGCACCAGCGCUCGGCGUCCUGGGGCUGCGCCGACCAGCUUAAAGAGAUCGCUAAGCUCCGCCUGCAGCUCCAGCGCACUAAGCAGGGAGGAAGUCGCCAUAUUAAAGAUAGUAGGGAGCUUCUGUCUCCCCUCCACUGCUGCAUCUUCACCACCACACACAUUACCAGCAGCAUGUCCAGCCAAGCCACGUCUCCCAUGUCGAAGCCGGCACAGAUGACCCUGCCUAACAUCACUGUACCGAAACCGUCCAUCUCACGAGUGCCCAGCAGCAUGGAGGGCAUCAACCACGAGCUGGAGAAAGUCUUUAUUAAAGAUAAUGGAGAGAAGGAAGAACUGAAGGCGUUGGAGGUGCCUGAUGGACGCCGUGCCCCGUUUCCUCCUCAGCAGCGGAGCAGUAGUACAUGUGGUUUGGACUCUCAGACCCCGGCAGUACACGGCCGCUCCAGCAGCUGCUCCAGCGCAUCCCCAUGUCCGGUAGGAUCACACGACGGCAGCCCGUACUCCACCGACGAGCUCCUCGACGACCGAGACAAAGACAGCGGCAGCAGCUCUCCUCUCCCCAAGUUUGCCUCUUCACCCAAACCCAACAACAGCUACAUGUUCAAGCGGGAGCCUCCCGAAGGCUGCGAGAAGAUCAAAGUGUUCGAAGAAACAACGUCGAGACAGUCCUCUACCACCCCCCUCUUCUCCUGCCCCGACAAAAACAAGGUGAACUUCAACCCCACUGGUUCGGCUUUCUGCCCCGUCAGAAUACCCGGCUCUCUGCUUCAACACUCGGCCUCCCAAGCUGAGGAAGAGGACGAGGAAGGAGGACACCCCAGUGCUGUGACCUCCUCGGCCAUGUACACCCUGCUCCACCCCACUCAGGUCUCCAUCAGUACCAGCACAGACGAUCCGCCAGAAUCAGACGCCGCGUCUCCGUCCCAACAAGAGGCACCACACACAAACUCAGAACUGUGCAGUUAGCUCGACUUGCCCAGAGCUGGUCUCUGUGGCACUUGGUGCCCUUCAUAGGUUGACUAGAUGCCACCUUUCCCCCUCUUUCUGGACUGAAAUGUCACCGUCUGCAUGUCAUAGUGACACACAAGGUUCCAAACACGAGAAUAGCGCUCCACUUCAAUCCGUCGUCACAUCCGCACCGGUUUUCUUACGCACUUAUACUGACAGGGACUAAAGAGCUGCAAGGCUAUAGUGUGCGAGUGUUCAGGCUGUUUUUGGAACAGCACCACAGAAGCUGGUUAAAGAUUAUAUAUAUAUAUAUAUAUAUAUAUAUAUAUAUAAACAUAUACUAUUAAUGUUAAAAUAAAGUGUGUGAAGGUUUUAUGGACCACAAAAUAUGCAAAUGUAGGUUCAAUGUUAACCUUAACCGAAAGAAAGAAAAGAGUGAGCUGUCAUUUUUUUUGCUACAGAAGUCCCAAGAGGCCAUGUUUUGUUUUGGUUUUUUUUUGGUUUUUUUUUACUCCCAUUAUCUCGCGAUUAAGAUAAUCCUUUUUGAUUAGCUUUAUUCUAUAAGCCUAAACGUCCAGGUUGUUGUCUCAAUGAAACCACUUUCACGUGAAAAAAUAAGUCGCGCAACCUCCUGGUGAGAUCAGUGUAUUUGAGAGGUACAGAUGCACCCUUCUAACAUAUCAGGUGUAGUUUUUUGAUCGCAAUUUAAAUAAAAAUAAAUAAAUAAAAGGUUUUAUGAAAUAUCCUGACCAGCAGGCUGACAUUAGCAGUGAAGAGUUGCAAUUUAUAAACACAUAUGUAUAAACAAUCUUCUCAGAAAUCUUGUCAGGUUAGCUCAGAUUAGCUAAUAAUUUAGAUAUAGACAUUAAUGAUUAUGCUCUAAAGAUAAUCCUCUCAGAAAUCCUCUCAGAUUAUUUUAUAUUACCUAGUUAGCUAGUGUGAACAGUGAAGAUUAGGUACAGAAAUUAUUAUGACCGACAAUUCCUGUCAGAAAUCCUGUCAGAAAUCCUGAUAUUAACUAGCUAGCUUGUGUUAGCAAUGCAAAUGAUGAUUAUUAAUGAUUAUGACUUAAAAUCCUGUCAGAAAUCCUUUCAGAUUAGCUUAUUCUUGUGAGCUGGCUAAUGUCGGCAGGGAAGAUUCUAAACAUUAAUGAUUAUGACCUAAAAAAUGAGUUAGCUGUGAAGAUUAUCAACACAUAAAUAUGACUUAAAACUUCUGUCAAGUUAGCCCAUGUUAGCUAGUUAGCUAGCUAGCUGGUGUUAUCAAUGAAAAUGAUAAGUAUUAAUGGUUAUGAUAUCCUGUUAGCGCAUAUUAGCUAGCUGGUUGGCGGUAGCAAUGGAAAUACAUGGAUAAACAUUACUAAAUAUGCUUUAGAAAUCCUGUCAGAUUAGCUCAUGCUAGCUAGCAGACUAGCGUUAGCAAUGAAUAUUAUAGACAUUUAUAAAUAUGAUUUUAAAAUCCUGGGAGGUUAACGUGUAUUAACUAGCUGGCUUUUGUGAGCAAUGAAAAUUCUGAACAUUAAUGAUUAUUACCUAAAAUCCUGUCAGAAAUCCUCUCAGCUUAGCUCAUGCCUACAAAGUGGAUUUUUUGUUGCUGUUUUGAGAUCAGUAAGUCGUAAUGUCAAGAUAAUAAUAAUCCACUGCCUCUUGGGACUUCUGUUUUUUUUUUUUAAAUUUUAUUCUCAUCUUAUUUAUACAUUUUGGCAUUGAGUUCUGGUCACAGUUUUUGGAUUCACUUAUUUUUUUUUUUUUUGGUGUGAUUCAUUUUCUCACUCACGUGGAUCAGAACGAUUGCACAGCUUCGCUUUCUGUUGGGUGAGUGAAAUCCAAGCAAAUCACUGCUUAACUUAAGUGGGAUAACUCCUUUUUUCAGCUAGAACAUAUGACGAUUGCGUAAUGAUUGCGUUUAGUGGAGAACGUUACAUUAAAAAAGCUUCAAGAAGGGUUUAAUAGGGUCGGAUGCAUGUAUCUGAAAUUGAUCAUAUAUGUUGACAAUUACAGUGUCAUGUCUGUUUUCUUUUUUUUAACAUCCACAGUAUGAAUAAGCUCUCUCUAUCUAUAUAUAUAUAUAUCUAUAUAUAGAUAGAUCGAUAUAUGGAUAUCUAUAUAAAAAAAAAAAAAAAGAUAAAAGCUUGUUUGGGUUUAACUGUUUAUUGCUUUAUGUAUGUUAUAGAGAAAAAGUGUGAUCUAAUCUUUGGGAUUAUGUUUACAGUCUGUCCGGGUUUUGUUACUUUUAAGAAAUUAAAUACAAAAAUAGGUUUUAAAAAGGUUUUAAAAAAAAAAAGAAGAAGAAGAAGAAGAAGACAAAUGCAUUUAAAAAAAAAAAAAACAACAACAAAAAAAACGCUAUAGUGUUGCACAGUAUCUGUUUAUAGCCCAGCUUCAGGUGUGAGUUUAAACUCAGGUAAUUUGCACUCUACUGUGUGUCCAUUCUCAACUCGAACUCCUACCACGUUUUACAUACAUAUGCAUACACGCACUCAUACACACCUGAACACACACUCCCCUCAACAGUUCGAUGUCGAUCAGCUUUUUAGUUCGUAUAUAUUACUCGUGGUCUCUUUUGAGUGUAUGUUAAAAGCUGCCGAUCCACUGACUGAAAUCCGAGGCCAAAUAGUUAGUUUAUAGGCAACUAAUUUGUAGCAACAGUAAAAGAAUAAUUCUGCUGUGUUGAUUCAGGAGGUUGUGAGUGCACCAUGGCCACUGGAUCUCCGUCGAACAUAUGCGGCUUUAUGAGCUACAUAUGAGUUAUAACGGACAGACGAAUGCUCGUCUGGAAAUUCCUACUUUACAAGCUUGAAGUCGAUGUUUUAAAGUACCUUUUCAAGUAGUUUAGAUUGGCAUCGCAUUAACUGUAAACAAAUCGUCAAUACCACAAAUCAUGUAGACAACUUACAAAAUGACUACUUAAUUAACGACUGUCUGCUGUGGAUGCAACAUCUACUGUAUAUCAGCUCCCACAACUACUUUUUUAUUGACGUAACCCCAACUCGUAAAGUCAUGGCUUGUAGGAAAAUGACUAGCGCAUCAAAAAUACAAGUUUCUUGCUAGUAA
This is a messenger RNA of Ictalurus furcatus (blue catfish), 8444 nucleotides long. RefSeq names its product glucocorticoid induced 1a (gene glcci1a). NCBI's taxonomy places the organism in Eukaryota, Metazoa, Chordata, Actinopteri, Siluriformes, Ictaluridae. Bases 3778 to 5409 code for a protein of 543 amino acids. The record is from RefSeq and is a predicted model, not a curated record. Gene Ontology annotation, cellular component: cytoplasm. Gene Ontology annotation, biological process: podocyte development. The transcript has 9 exons.